Rangifer tarandus platyrhynchus (Svalbard reindeer) is the source of this 1278-nucleotide messenger RNA. NCBI's taxonomy places the organism in Eukaryota, Metazoa, Chordata, Mammalia, Artiodactyla, Cervidae. The record is from the annotation of a GenBank genome assembly.
AUGUCGUCCAUCCUGCCUUUCACUCCCCCGAUCGUGAAGCGCCUGCUGGGCUGGAAAAAGGGCGAGCAGAACGGGCAGGAGGAGAAGUGGUGCGAGAAGGCAGUCAAGAGUUUGGUCAAGAAGCUUAAGAAGACGGGGCAGCUGGACGAGCUGGAGAAAGCCAUCACCACGCAGAACGUCAACACCAAGUGCAUCACCAUCCCCAGGUCCCUGGAUGGCCGGCUGCAGGUGUCCCACCGGAAGGGGCUCCCCCAUGUCAUCUACUGCCGCCUGUGGCGAUGGCCCGACCUGCACAGCCACCACGAGCUGCGGGCCAUGGAGCUGUGUGAGUUCGCCUUCAACAUGAAGAAGGACGAGGUCUGCGUGAAUCCCUACCACUACCAGAGGGUAGAGACCCCAGUUCUACCUCCCGUGUUGGUGCCCCGCCACACAGAGAUCCCGGCCGAGUUCCCCCCGCUGGACGACUACAGCCAUUCCAUCCCCGAAAACACUAACUUCCCUGCCGGCAUCGAGCCCCAGAGCAAUAUUCCAGAAACCCCACCCCCAGGCUACCUGAGUGAAGAUGGAGAGACCAGUGACCACCAGAUGAACCACAGCAUGGAUGCAGGUUCUCCAAACCUCUCCCCGAAUCCGAUGUCCCCAGCACACAAUAACUUGGACCUGCAGCCCGUCACCUACUGUGAGCCGGCCUUCUGGUGCUCCAUCUCCUACUACGAGCUCAACCAGCGCGUCGGGGAGACAUUCCACGCCUCGCAGCCAUCCAUGACAGUGGACGGCUUCACCGACCCCUCCAACUCGGAGCGCUUCUGCCUGGGGCUGCUCUCCAAUGUCAACCGGAACGCAGCCGUGGAGCUGACACGGAGGCAUAUCGGGCGGGGCGUGCGGCUCUACUACAUCGGAGGGGAGGUCUUCGCAGAAUGCCUCAGUGACAGCGCCAUCUUUGUGCAGUCUCCCAACUGUAACCAGCGCUAUGGCUGGCACCCAGCCACCGUCUGCAAGAUUCCGCCAGGAUGCAACCUGAAGAUCUUCAACAACCAGGAGUUCGCCGCCCUCUUAGCUCAGUCUGUCAACCAGGGCUUCGAGGCCGUCUACCAGCUGACCCGCAUGUGCACCAUUCGCAUGAGCUUCGUCAAGGGCUGGGGAGCCGAGUACAGGAGACAGACUGUGACCAGCACCCCCUGCUGGAUUGAGCUGCACCUGAAUGGACCUUUGCAGUGGCUUGACAAGGUCCUCACCCAGAUGGGCUCCCCUAGCAUCCGCUGCUCCAGCGUGUCUUAG